UUAGUUUUAGAAACGAACCGGCACGCGUUUCUCCUCUCUGGCGUAUUGUUCCAUAGUGAGUGAGUGAGUGAGUGAGAGAGAGAGAGAGUAGAAUACUCUCAAAGGUCUCUCCUUUUCGAUCUUUCUCUCCCGACCGUGAAAUCGCAGACUUUUGGUAUAAUGGCUGCUGCUACAGCUACUGCUUCGACGAUUCGUUACGCGCCUGAGGAUCCUAACCUCCCUAAGCCGUGGAAAGGUCUUGUGGAUAGCAGAACCGGGUACUUGUACUUUUGGAAUCCGGAGACUAACGUUACUCAGUACGAGAGACCUCCUGGUUUAGCUCCUCCCAAACCUUCUCCUGCUCCUGUAAGCUCUUCGGUUCAGGCUCAGCAGCAACCUUCUUCUGGGUUCAGUUCUGGGAAGGAAGAGGAUAAGUAUGACAAUGAUGGGCCUAAGACUGACUCUGGAUCAAGGUUUAGUGAGGCAAGCAGAAGUGGACCUAUGAAUUCAAGUAAUGCUGCCAGUGGACUAGGGAAUGCUUCGUCUGGUGCCGUAGUACCUCCUCCUUCCGCUGCAGGGAUUGAAAAAAUGUCUCCAGAGGCCUAUUGCCGCCGCCAUGAAAUUACUGUCACUGGAGGUCAAGUUCCACCACCUUUGAUGUCUUUUGAAGCCACUGGUUUCCCUCCAGAGCUUCUGCGGGAGUUAUACGGUGCAGGGUUCUCUGCUCCAAGUCCAAUCCAAGCUCAGUCAUGGCCAGUUGCGAUGCAGAACAGAGACAUUGUAGCCGUUGCUAAAACUGGCUCUGGAAAAACUCUCGGUUACUUGAUUCCAGGCUUCAUGCAUCUCCAGCGUGUCCGCAAUGACUCACGAAUGGGCCCAACGAUCUUGGUGCUGUCACCUACUAGGGAGCUAGCCACACAGAUCCAAGCUGAAGCUUUGAAAUUUGGAAAGUCAUCAAGAAUCUCCUGUGCCUGUUUGUAUGGUGGAGCACCAAAGGGUCCUCAGCUGAAGGAAAUAGAGAGAGGUGUCGAUAUCGUCAUUGCAACCCCCGGGAGAUUGAACGAUAUCCUUGAGAUGAAGAGGAUCAGUCUUCACCAAGUGUCUUACCUUGUGCUGGACGAGGCUGAUAGAAUGCUGGACAUGGGGUUCGAGCCUCAGAUCAGGAAGAUUGUGAACGAGGUCCCCACUAAGCGUCAGACUCUCAUGUACACAGCGACAUGGCCUAAAGAGGUCAGGAAAAUCGCGUCUGAUCUGCUUUCUAGCCCUGCGCAAGUCAACAUCGGUAACGUCGAUGAGCUCGUCGCCAACAAGUCUAUCACACAGACUAUUGAAGUGAUACCACCGAUGGAGAAACAAAGAAGGUUGGAGCAGAUACUGCGGUCUCAGGAGCCAGGCUCCAAGAUUAUAAUCUUCUGUUCCACCAAGAGGAUGUGUGAUACUCUCGCGAGGAACUUGACGCGGACGUUUGGAGCUAACGCUAUACAUGGAGACAAGUCUCAGCAAGAGAGAGAUGAUGUGCUGAAUCAGUUUAGGAGCGGGAGGACUCCUGUUCUCGUUGCAACCGAUGUAGCUGCUCGUGGACUUGAUGUUAAAGACAUCAGGGUGGUGGUGAACUAUGAUUUCCCAAAUGGAGUGGAGGACUAUGUUCAUAGGAUCGGAAGAACGGGAAGAGCUGGAGCGACCGGUUUGGCUUACACUUUCUUCGGGGACCAAGAUGCAAAACAUGCUUCGGAUCUGAUCAAGAUCUUGGAAGGAGCUAGCCAGAAAGUCCCUCAGGAGGUCCGUGAGUUGGCUACUCGCGGUGGUGGAAUGAACAAGUUCCGCCGCUGGGGUACACCUUCUGGUGGUGGUGGCGGCUAUGGUGAUUCUGGUUAUGGUGGUCGUGGUGGUGGCCGUGGUGAUUCUGGUUAUGGAGGUCGGGGUGGUUCUGGUUAUGGAGGUCGAGGUGAUUCUGGUUAUGGUGGUCGAGGUGAUUCUGGUUAUGGAGGUCGUGGUGGUUCAGGUUAUGGUGGACGUGGAGGUGGUGAUGCAGGCGGGAGAGGAAGCUGGUCGGACAGUGGUCGUGGUGGCUCGGGAUGGGGAAGAGAGAGAAGCCGUAGUCCUGAGAGAUUCAACAGAGCUGCUGCCGCUGGACCGUCGACUUCCUCACCGCCUCGCAGCUUUCACGAGGCUAUGAUGAUGAGACAGAAGUAACUUGUUGGGGGUUUUUACCAGAUAAGGGGAUAGAUAAUAUUUAGUUAUAUGAAAGUGUGCCCCUUACGGUUAAUUAUUCAUUUUGUGAACUCUCUGUGUGGUGUAAAUUCGCUAUAACUUUUAACACCACACACCAGUACAAGAUACUUCUAAUGUUUUGUUUUUGUCGUGUUCUACGGAGAUACCUUUUGUGUUUAUAUUAUUAAGACAAAAAACUCGUUUAUGGGCUCUUGGUCUUGGCUGCUGGUGUUAU
Molecule: messenger RNA, 2425 nt
Organism: Brassica oleracea var. oleracea
Lineage: Eukaryota; Viridiplantae; Streptophyta; Magnoliopsida; Brassicales; Brassicaceae
Product: DEAD-box ATP-dependent RNA helicase 46
Exons: 8
Coding region: 160-2172 (670 amino acids)
Cellular component (GO): nucleus; ribonucleoprotein complex; cytoplasm
Molecular function (GO): RNA binding; RNA helicase activity; ATP binding
Source: RefSeq, a predicted model, not a curated record